Messenger RNA from Aspergillus wentii DTO 134E9, 873 nucleotides. RefSeq names its product AN1-type zinc finger protein. The record is from RefSeq and is a predicted model, not a curated record. The transcript has a single exon. Gene Ontology annotation, cellular component: cytoplasm. Lineage: Eukaryota; Fungi; Ascomycota; Eurotiomycetes; Eurotiales; Aspergillaceae. Gene Ontology annotation, molecular function: zinc ion binding. The coding region runs from base 1 to 873 and encodes 290 amino acids.
AUGGCCGAUGAAGACCUGGAAUCUAUCGGCCGUCACUGUCAAUUCGAGUACUGCGGCCAGCUUGACUUCCUACCCUUCCGCUGCGAAUCUUGUCGCUCGACUUUCUGCCUCGAACACCGCUCAGAAUCGGCCCACAGAUGUGCCCGCGCAGGGGAAUGGGCCCGUCGAAGAAACAACACCAACAACCAGAACGCCGGUCUGGCCACUGAGAAACCCACCAUCUACAACUCCGACCAAUGCUCCCAUCUCUCCUGCAAGACUCUCAUUAACACCCUCACCGAUCCAGCUGUCCGUUGCCCCAACUGUAACCACCAGUACUGCUUGAAGCACCGCUUACGGGAGGAACAUGACUGUGCCAAGAUGACGCCACUGGGCGCUCGGCCCGGAAACCAGGGUAGCCCCAACGAGACCCUGCGGUCCAUGUUCGCAAAGGUUCGUACCUGGGGUAAGGAUACGAGCAAGGCGGCCACUACGACUUUGACACCGAAACCGAAACCGAAUAGUCCUGCCGCACGGGCAGUGCAGUUAAAUACAAUGAAGAGGUCUGCUAAGGGAGAUGCUGGCGUCCCCGCGGAUAAGCGACUAUACUUGCAUGUGGUCGGGACAUCGGAUACGCAGGCUUCAGACCCACCGCGUGGGGAUUUCUUCUACGAUUCAAGGUGGAAGGUUGGUCGAGUGUUGGAUGAUGCUGCGCGGCGGUUGCAUGUGGAGAACUUGAACAACCGUGUUGGCGAGGAUGGCCGGUUACGGCUCUUCCAUGUUGAAUCGGGGGAGUUUUUGGAGUUUUCUGAUGCUAUCGGCAUGGAAAAGGUGAAACAGGGCAAUACAAUCGUUAUGCUAAGGGGGGCCGGAGUUAUGCUGGGGAAGGAGUGA